Molecule: messenger RNA, 2166 nt
Organism: Peromyscus californicus insignis
Lineage: Eukaryota; Metazoa; Chordata; Mammalia; Rodentia; Cricetidae
Gene: Washc1
Product: WASH complex subunit 1
Exons: 11
Coding region: 382-1848 (488 amino acids)
Biological process (GO): Arp2/3 complex-mediated actin nucleation; exocytosis; endocytic recycling
Cellular component (GO): recycling endosome; early endosome; WASH complex
Molecular function (GO): alpha-tubulin binding; actin binding; gamma-tubulin binding
Source: RefSeq, a predicted model, not a curated record
CCAGCACUCGGGAGGCAGAGCCAGGCGGAUCUCUGUGAGUUCGAGGCCAGCCUGGUCUACAGAGCGAGAUCCAGGACAGGCACCAAAACUACACAGGGAAACCCUGUCUGGAAAAACAAUAAAGAACAGGCUAAUGAUGUUCCUGCUAUGAGGUGUUUAACUGCUUGCUUUCUGCUCAUGUAGACUUGGUAUUUAACCCUUGCUUCUGCUCGUCACUGUGGGACUGGGGUGAAGUGGCGUUCUUGUUACUGUGCAGCAGGACAGAGGAACAACUGAGGGGGUUGGGCAGUUCUCUUCCUGCCAGCUGCGAAGUCUGGAGAUAACUGUGAUGUCCACCUCCCAUGUCCAGCUUUGUGAGCCCUUCCUUCAGCCCCGCUCAGCAUGGCAUGCUGUGUGCCUCAAAGGCUGCCUUCCUUCGACAUCAUGACACCCGUGAAGACCCAGCACUCCUUGGCAGGUCAGCCUUACGCAGUGCCCCUCAUCCAGCCAGACCUGCGACGUGAGGAGGCCAUCCAGCAAGUGGCAGACGCCCUGCAGCACCUACAGAACAUCUCUGGAGACAUCUUCAGCAGGAUCUCCCAGCGAGUAGAGCUGAGUCGGCGCCAGCUGCAGACCAUUAGGGAGAGGGUCUCCUUGGCCCAGGCUAAGAUAGAGAAGAUCAAGGGCAGCAAGAAGGCCAUCAAGGUCUUCUCUAGUGCCAAGUACCCAGCACCAGAGCGCCUGCAGGAAUAUGACUCCAUCUUUACCGGUGCCCUCGACCCUGGUCUGCAGAGAAGACCCCGUUACAGGAUCCAGAGCAAGCACCGCCCACUGGAUGAGCGGGCCCUGCAGGAGAAACUGAAAUACUUUCCUGUGUGUGUGAACACCAAGUCGGAGCCUGAGGAUGAAGCAGAGGAGGGACUUGGGGGUCUUCCCAGCAACAUCAGCUCCAUCAGCUCCCUGCUGCUCUUCAACACCACAGAAAAUCUGUACAAGAAGUAUGUUUUCCUGGACCCUCUGGCUGGCGCAGUAACAAAAACCCACACGAUGCUGGGCACAGAAGAGGAGAAGUUGUUUGACGCCCCUCUGUCUAUCAGCAAGAGAGAGCAGCUGGAGCAGCAGGCUCCAGAAAACUACUUCUAUGUGCCAGACCUGGGUCAAGUUCCUGAGAUCGAUGUGCCGUCCUACCUCCCUGACCUGCCUGGCAUCGCAGAUGACCUCAUGUACAGUGCGGACCUGGGCCCUGGUAUCGCCCCCUCUGCUCCCGGUGCCAUCCCAGAACUGCCCACCUUCCACACAGAGGUAGCUGAACCUUUCCAGCCAGAGCUAGAGGAUGGAGUGCUGCUGGCAGCGCCCCCGCCCCCGCCACCUCCCCCGCCACCUCCCCCAGCUCCCACGGUGGUGGUCAGUACCCCCCAACCACCAAUGUUCCCUGAAGUGGCGGCUGCACCCGGCCAGGCUGCCAGGGAAGAAGACACGAGCAGCAGCGUGGCCCACUCAGCCUCUGUCCAAGGAGCUCCUAAGGAGGUGGUUGACCCCUCCAGUGGCCGGGCCACUCUGCUUGAGUCCAUCCGCCAAGCUGGGGGCAUUGGCAAGGCCAAGCUGCGUAGUGUGAAGGAGCGCAAGCUGGAGAAGAAGAAACAGAAGGAACAGGAGCAAGUGAGAGCCACCAGCCAAGGCGGGGACUUGAUGUCAGAUCUCUUUAACAAGCUGGUCAUGAGGCGCAAAGGUAUUUCUGGAAAAGGACCCGGCACUGGAACCAGCGAGGGGCCCGGUGGAGCCUUCAGCCGAAUGUCAGACUCCAUCCCCCCUCUGCCGCCCCCGCAGCAGCCCGCGGGAGACGAGGACGAGGAUGACUGGGAGUCCUAAGAGUGCUUUCAGCCUUCUCCCACAGUCAGCAGGACCGGCUGGGAGGGCCUCCUUGGCCAGCUGGGGCCUUUCAGGUCCUGUUGCCCAAGGAGGUCCAGGGGGUUUUGUGCCAGGCCUGUACCCAGUUUCUCUUCAUGGAGUGAGGGCUGUGUGAGCCGUCUGCUGCUCCCCUGCUUCAUGUGACUGCUUUGCUCGAUCCUCACCUGAGGAGUACCACAGCGACAGGGUGGAAUGAAGAAAGUCACUGUAGACCUGAACCCAAGCCAACAGUGCCCUUCCAAUAAACGAAGGGUAGCCAUGCCGGCUGCCGACAGCUUC